Messenger RNA from Eimeria acervulina, 2766 nucleotides. RefSeq lists its product as hypothetical. The transcript has 2 exons. The record is from RefSeq and is a predicted model, not a curated record. NCBI's taxonomy places the organism in Eukaryota, Apicomplexa, Conoidasida, Eucoccidiorida, Eimeriidae. Bases 1 to 2766 code for a protein of 921 amino acids.
AUGGAUGGGCAGGAAGGGGAGGGACCGGCUACACUUGUUGCUAUCCCGCCAGAUCGCGACGGUGGCUCUGGCAAAACGGAAUCGCAAAAGCAAGCUCUGGUGAAGGGCCCAGAUGAAGCGAAUGCACCUGCAGAAAACUACCUUUUUGCUUGUUGGAGUCAGGUAGCGGCAAGAAUCCGCCGUGUGGAUCGUCGCCUCUGCUACAUGUUCUGUAUGUUCUUGAGCACACUUCAUCCGGUCUUAGCGCUAUACAUGGUCGCCUACAAGGACUGCCCUUUAGACGACCUUGGAAACCCGAUACCAGACUAUCAACCUCCUCCGCCGUGUGCACUUGACGCUGAUGGGGAGAAAGUUGACCCAAAUUGCAUCGACCCGCCCCGUGCUUACGCUCGGGUCGAAAACAUAUUGUACAUGUACUUAGCCAAUGAAUUUGCGCUUCAUGUAACUUACGUGUUAUACGUGAAAGUCUGGACGCUUGGCGGUCGAAAUGUAGGCUUUUGGAGGGAAAUGUCAGGGUACGUGGGUUACUUCAUUAUUGAAUUCCUUUCCAAUGCUGCCUUAUAUCAUGUUCAAACCUUCCCAAGAGUCCGUGAAGUUUUGCCAUUCUUUAAUCACUUCACUUGGCCCUUGUACGCAGCUUUCAUUUUUGGCUCUAUUUUGCUCAUUCCUUUAGGUCUGUACCUUGCGAAAACGAGGGAUCAAUACAGGCGUGCACUGAUUUUCCACCUGCCUGGAAUUGUAUUCUUUGGAGUAGACGUGUUCAACCGAACUGUAUUUUUGCCAUUUUUCGAAACAAUGCAGCACAAAUUUGCACAGCUGCAACUUAGUGCAGUAAUUUCUUUCAUUGGAGAAUUGGCUCUUGCAAAUUUUUAUGGUUCUAUUUUCUUGCCAGCAACGCAUAAGGCCACGAAUAUCCUGGUGGAAUUCGGCUACAACGUCUCGUACCAAACGGGUCAGGAAUUGCCUUCCGUAGAAGAAGUGCACACUGAAGAGUUUUUACAACAAGACAGCGAAGAGGGCGUUCGAGUCCUUCUAGAGCUGGAGGGGCCGUCAAACAGUGAUAUUCUUAAACAGAGUUCAGCGGACUUUACAGCUGGACUAGGACUUGGAAAAGCUAGAAAUCAAAAGCUUCCCAGUAGUAUGCAGGGGUCAUCCGAAGGCCAGUAUAGAGGCACCCCUAUGGAGGACAACUUCAGUGGCGGAGAAAUUGUUCAGCGUACCCAGAGAGAUAGAAACGGAAGCGCAGCCACUCGACGAAGCGGUCGCACUUUUGAGCAGCGAAGCCGGGGCUCGCGACUAGGGUCAAAAGCUUCCACAUUCAGCGCUGCAGCUCGCCAAAGCCGUAUUCUGGCGCCCAUUGUAGCCUCGGUUGACUACAUUCCACCCAGCCAACCCCAUGUCCCAAUACGUCCGGAUGGACCUGACCCCCUUGAGUUCGACAAAAUCCUCUGCUGCUUUGCCAUUGUCUGGGACUCGUGGAGAUACUUGCUCAUCCGGACGGUGCUGAUGAAGGCUUCUAGUAUUUUUCUUUACCUGCUGAUGGUUUUCAAGGAUUUUGCCUUCUCGUACUUUCACUUUGGGUACGCUUAUAUGGAAAGAAGAGUGCUACUAGUCAUUGAAGGCGCUACUACCGAAGAGUCCACUGUCUGGAGCAGAAUCAAAAAGCUCCUAGUCUGGCUUUUCAAGUUUUUUAUCGUCAAGCCGUUCUUCUUGACCAAAUUUUUGGCAACAACUGUGUGGCGAACCGAGAUAAUCUUUGGAAUGAACGAGAGGAGGCAACAUUAUAGCCACAAUGUUUAUGAGGAACCCUCGCCGGAAUCUUCAGAAGAGAACAUUUCGUUUCGAAAGACAAUCAGGCUUGUCAAUGCACGCAAGCCCACAGCUUCUGAUUGGGCAAGUGCACUUUCGACAGUCGCAGUGCAAAAGGGAAAACAUACAAGAGGCUUUGUAGGAAGUCUGUUCAGUGACAUGUGGACCCAUUUUGUUCUCAAUCUACGUCGCGACUGGCGACACUGGAAAGCAAAAGACUUCAGCCGAUAUACGCACCCAGUGGAGCACUGGAAGAAAAAGCUGGCCGCUUCAAAGACUGAGGCACAAAAUGGGCAAGGUGCAAAGUUUGAUGGCCUUGAAGUACGAUACUGCUUUGCUAACGAAUGCUGUAUAAUUCGUCACGUGCCACCGAAACCAAAGACGCACAAAAUUCGGAGCGGUUCCCAGAUGGUGACAGGAGCUGAAGAGCCUCAACGACCGUCAGGCGAAUCGGUGUUUCGCCGCAUUAAUGCCGUUUGGCUUUCAAAAGUCGUGAAGGAGAUCCAGUCCCUUAUCUUCAACCGCUGCUGGCCAAGAAUCCUUCAAAAGCUCGUUUCUUCAACAGUCUUCGUUAUCACUGAACUAUUCACUCAGCAUUCGACCGUUGGGCUUCUACCAUCGUAUCAAGAGCACGGCCUUUUCAGGGAUACGAUGGGCCGCUUCAGGGUGCUGUUCAUGUUCUCCAUGGACGUUGUGGAGGUAGCCUCCAUAUGGUUGACGCAGGCACAGUCGCGCUUCUACGGAAGCAUAAAGAAAGGCUACAAUCUCUUUCAUGACUUAGCAAUGAUUUUCCUGUGCACGUUUAACUGCGCUGCCCAAAUGAUGAAUUUCGCCAUGCUACGUUAUAUCCGCUUCGCCCCCAUCUGCGGCGACAAACGCGUGCUCCCCGAUAACGUUCAACAGGAUAUGCUGAAGCACCUGAACCUCGUUAAGUACUGGGACCAGCCAGACUUGUAA